Melampsora larici-populina 98AG31 is the source of this 1296-nucleotide messenger RNA. RefSeq lists its product as uncharacterized. The record is from RefSeq and is a predicted model, not a curated record. Bases 1 to 1296 code for a protein of 431 amino acids. The transcript is spliced from 8 exons. NCBI's taxonomy places the organism in Eukaryota, Fungi, Basidiomycota, Pucciniomycetes, Pucciniales, Melampsoraceae.
AUGUCUUCGAUAAUGCAAACAUUGACACCUACCUGCCUACAGCCCCCACCAAAUGAUCUCCUCGCACCAACCAGAGGUGAACUCCACAUACUCCUCACCCAACAUGCCGAAGCCAAUGGAUACAAGCUCGCCACUCGCUCUUCAGAAGACACCAGUGUCCGAUACACAUGUCAUCGUUCUGGCCCAAAGCCAUCCGAAAACUCAGCAUCCCAGAAGACCAAUUGCCCAUUCUCUUUCACUGCCUACCAGAUAACCGAAUCCAAAGUACCCACUGCACUUCAUCAGCUCGUGAAUCCCAGCUAUAUACCCCCUCGAGUGGGUUGCUGGACAGUUCGUAUCAAGCAUCCUGGACACAACCAUGGUCCUAUAGGUUCAGAAACCCAGGAGACCAAAUGCCCGGUUGCCGAGAGUCUUACCGUUAUCAAGCAACGAUCAACCGUGAUGCUUAAAUGUUAUUCAAAAGCAUUCGCCGAAAUUCAAGACAUCCUCAACAAGUAUCACACCAAUACCCCAGAUGCUUCGACUUCCUCUCAUCAAUACCAAUCUAAAGCCAACAUCUCUCCAUUGAACCUACCUUCCAAUAUGAUAUCAUUCCAACCCUCACCACCACAUCCAAAUUCACCACCCAAUCGAGCUACCGAAUCUCCCAUCCUAAAACCUUCCGAACCCUUCAUUAUGAAGUCGGCCCCCAUUUCCACCACCUUAUCUUCAAUUUCAAACCCAAAGCGCAAGAGGAAGAUCAAGAAAGCGCCCAAAGCACCAGAACCUCUCCCUACAGCAUCGACAUCACCGCCUACCGUUUUGCAUAACGCAGUUCCAGAGCCCCCACCCCCAGUCCAGGUCCCGAAUCUCCUCAUGGACGUUGUUAACAUAUCACGUCAACCGCCAGCUACACCAUCUUACGCAUUGAAAGCAUCGGACUCAGCGCAACCAAACUCAGCAAUUUGUCUGAGGUUGAACCCUUUGGUCGAUUAUGAUUCAGAAGCAUUGCCCACACCUGCACCUCCCAGUCCCGCCAACCCUGCCACAAGUGUGGACUCUCCACUGCCUUCACCAACAACCAUCAUUCCAGCCAUCAUUACGACUCUAAGUCCACGCGAAUGUUCAGGUCCCACUGCACCUAUCUCUCCCACCGAUAACAAUGGUGACGAUAGCUUUGAUAUCAUAUCGCUUCUCCCACUCACAAGCCCAUCAAAGCACCCAGAAGAAUCAUGCUCAACCGUGAAUACCAUCCAGACCGAGCAACUCACAUGUACCAAUGUAAGGACCGCCACCUUGACCCAACGGGACCAUUAA